Lethenteron reissneri (Far Eastern brook lamprey) is the source of this 2443-nucleotide messenger RNA. RefSeq names its product ubiquitin family domain containing 1 (gene UBFD1). Gene Ontology annotation, molecular function: RNA binding; cadherin binding. The record is from RefSeq and is a predicted model, not a curated record. NCBI's taxonomy places the organism in Eukaryota, Metazoa, Chordata, Hyperoartia, Petromyzontiformes, Petromyzontidae.
CGUGGGACCGGGCUAGUCGUGAUCUUCGCCGGCAGGGGGGGUGGUGGUGCUUGCGAUGUCAUCUUGGUCCCGUUUUGAAACGUUGUUGACUCCCCCUCGCCGCGAUGUGGCGAUAUUACUGCGACGUAAAGUCCACGAUAAUCGUGUCGUCCCUCGCUCGAGACAUCUGGAUGUCGUGGGUUAUCGUCGCGCGUUUGUAUCUGAAAUACGCGAGGUGCUGACGUGUUUGCGGAAUUAACGAACGUGAUUAGAAACUUUGUUUUAGUUUCAUCUUCUUGGCCGUCUUCACCUGAAGACGGCUACUUGCGUUGUGGCCGAAAUUUUGUUUUAGUUUGUUUUGUUUAAAGAAACCCAAGUGCAAUAAGCACUUCUCUGCAAACUUGUUUCCUCGUGGGAUUGACUGCCUGGCGGUUUACAUAUCGUUAUCGUAGCGGUUUGGAAUGAUUAAAAUGCCGCGUUCGUGUAUUCUCCGUGUUUAAGAAGACCCUUACGGGCCCGUGGGUCGGGCCUAUGCCGAACACAGAGGCCGACGCGCUGAGCGGCGACACAAACUCGUCGGAGGGGGAGGGCGGCUCCCGCGGCGAGGUCGGCGUGGCCGGCGAGGUCGUCGGCGAGGUCGUAGGCGAGGUCGUCGGUAAGGAGGUCACGGAGUCCGCGCCAGGAGAGGGCUCGCGGAACGCCGACGCGGAGACGCCCGCUGCCGUCAACGGGGUCACGGCGGAGGGAGGGGAGUGCACGCCCGACCUGGUUGACAUCAAAAUCAUUUACAACAAGGCCAAGUUCGAUGUGUCCGUGUCUCUGGACAGCACGGGCGCCAGCCUCAAGAACACGAUCCACACUCUCACAGGCGUCCCGCCGGCGAUGCAGAAGGUGAUGUUCAAGGGGCUGGUGCGGGAGGAGCGCACGCUGCGUGACAUGAAGGUGACGAGUGGAGCCAAGUUCAUGGUGGUCGGCUCGACGCUGACCGACGUCCUCGCCGUCAACGCGCCCAAGGAGGUGGUGGCGCAGGAGACGCGGGCCGACGAGCCCAAGAAGGAGCCGCUCUGCCGGCAGAAGCAACACAGGAAAGUUCUGGACAAGGGCAAACCUGACGACAUCAUGCCGGCCAUCAAGGGUACCAUGGAGCGGCUGCCGUCCGUGCCGCUGUCCGGGAUGUUUAACAAAUCCGGGGGGAAGGUGCGGCUCACGUUCAAGCUGGAGCAGGACCAGCUGUGGAUCGGCACGAAAGAGCGCACGGAGAAGCUGCCGAUGGGAUCGAUCAAGAACGUGGUGAGCGAGCCGAUCGAGGGGCACGAGGAUUACCACAUGAUGGCGCUCCAGCUGGGCCCCACGGAGGCCUCCUACUACUGGGUCUACUGGGUGCCCGUGCAGUACGUCGACGCCAUCAAAGACACCGUGCUGGGCAAGUGGCAGUUCUUCUGACCCCGCUCUGCUCCUCCUCCUCCUCAACCACCUCGAUCCUCUCCACCCACCGACGGACCGGACUACCCCCCCCCCCCCGACCCCCCCCCACCCCCCUACCAGCCUCAAGACUCCAGCCCCUUCCGGCUGCCACCAAAAAUGGACUUUUAACGCUGAACGCCAGCUGGUGGGGGGAGGGCGUGCCUCUAUUCUAUUUAAUUUGUUGCGUUACUUUUUUAUGAUUUAUUGUUUUGAUGUUUGAUAUAGUAUUUGCCGAGGUUAUCGCCUAUUAAGUUAUCAAAAUGAUGAAACAAUAAUAAAAGGAAAGCAUCACCAUCUUUUUUGAAAGCAAUAUCUCGGUUGCUGCGCACGCAGGCGGCCGCUGCCGGUUUUGAUAUACCGACGAACUCUGUGCACUAACGACAGCGACCACGACGACCAUGGCGACGACAACCACGGCGAUGAUGAUUACGAUGACGACGGUGACGACGACGAUAACGACGAUGCCCCUCAAGUGUUUUUGUGCCGCCGUUCGCGUUCCUACGAAGCCUCGCGUGGGGGGGCGACGCGGGGACCUCGGCACCCCAGCUCGCCCGCCCAGCCCGCCCAGCCAGCCCGCCCAGCCAGCCCGCCCAGCCCGCCCAGCCCGACCCGCCCGCCCGCCCGGGCCGCCCGCCCUGCUCGCCCGCCCGCCCGGCUCGGCCACGCCUGCGGUCGACCAAGACGGGACGUGGCACGAACCGCAGGGGAUGCCGCAGCAAGACACAGAACUGUGGGAGAGGCUCCAGUUUGGGGGUGGGGGGGGCGGCUGUCGAAGAAGCUAUCGGAGUGGGGACACCUCCCGCGGGACGGAUGCGGCCGCAACCGUGCAGGGCACCCCCAGCGGCAGCGGCGGCGGCGACAGACGUUUGUUGCUCGAGCGCUUCGGCCUCGCUGCCGCUGGGCGAUGAAGUUCAGCGUUUGUGUUUUUUCUCCCGGUGGUGACGACGAAUAAUAACAAAUGAAUAAAUAAAAAAAGGAACUGGACAAGGAGAAUCGGCGG